GCAACUGAGCGCCUACCGUUUUCAUACUAAAUUUCUCACAAGACGUCCCACGCGUCCAAUGGAUGUUAUAUUGCAUAGCAUAAGACGUUCGUCCCAUCCAAAAAUAGGACGAAUCAAAUGGAAAAACAAUGGAUAUGGUACGACACGCAGUUCCACAGAAUUUUAUCAAGUGGGUGAUGAUAGACAAAAUUUGUUAAGUGAUAUCUGUUACUUUAUUUUCAUGGUUAAUUGGGAAUAAUUGAGCCCAGUGCAGUAGGCCAAUUUAGUGUGUUAAAUUUUAAAAUAGGUCUGGAGUAUGUCACGGAAAAAUCAUUUUUGCUGUCCUGUGAGAAUCAUACGACGCUUUAUUGACAUCUUGCAAUGUAGUUAUGAGGAGAUUAAAAUAGGUUGACAACUAUACUGAGGCCCCAGUGAUAGUAUUGAUGCUGCUGCGCCGGCAUGGCGCUUUCUUUUGACAUACAUGACCGAAAUGGUUGGUACUUCGGCGCCAUGACACGCCAGGAAGCUACGGAGUUACUCAUGGCCGAACGGGAAGGCGGUGUGUUUCUUGUUCGAGACUCCGCUACCAUAAUAGGUGACUUUGUGCUAUGUGUGCGCGAGGACGCCAAGGUCAGCCACUAUAUUAUCAACCGCAUCGUCCAAGGCGAACGAGUUGUUUUUCGCAUUGGAGAUCAAUCUUUUGCUGAUCUACCCGAACUGUUGGAUUUUUAUAAACUGCACUAUCUUGAUACUACGCCACUUCGUAGACCUGCUGCUAAACGUAUUGAGUGUGUACUUGGCAAAUUUGACUUUGACGGCAGCGACCAGGACGACUUGCCGUUCCGCAAAGGUGACGUACUGUACGUGCUGAAUAAAGAUGAAGAUCAGUGGUGGACGGCGCGCAACAUUCAAGGACAGGUGGGGCAAAUUCCUGUACCUUACGUUCAACGUAUAGACGAGAAAUGUCCAAUUGUAACAACACACGCUCCACCAGAAGCACACAUGAAGAAGUCAAACCUACACAGACGCCUUCCUGCGCACGCGCGUGUUAAGCAACCACGCGUGCCAAACGCUUAUGACAAAACUGCUCUCAAACUUGAGAUGGGCGAUGUGAUAAAGGUGACGAAGAUGAAUAUUAACGGCCAGUGGGAAGGUGAACUACGUGGCAAAAUAGGUCAUUUUCCUUUUACACAUGUCGAAUUUAUCGACGCCGAUUCUGAGGAAUGCGCUGAGGACUAGAUGAGAUCACAUUGCGUAUUUUUGUAACGUGAGAAUUUAAGUAUUUAUUUUCAUCUUGAAGUCAAACUGUAUCAUAGCCAGAAAGAGAAUAAGUAAAAUGCAUUUAGGUGUAAUUCCAAACUA
Phlebotomus argentipes is the source of this 1341-nucleotide messenger RNA. It is a transcript of the gene Crk, whose product is annotated as adapter molecule Crk. The coding region runs from base 439 to 1218 and encodes 259 amino acids. The record is from RefSeq and is a predicted model, not a curated record. NCBI's taxonomy places the organism in Eukaryota, Metazoa, Arthropoda, Insecta, Diptera, Psychodidae. The transcript is spliced from 3 exons. Gene Ontology annotation, molecular function: protein binding.